CUAGACAUCUAGUAGGCACACGAUUGACACAUGACAUUUGACAGAAGCAGUCUUGAGGGCUCGCUACGUAGAAUCAGAUUCUGUGGGUAGAAAAACUUUCGGGCUUACCGUGGCUCCGGUGUAAAUAUGCCAAUCUAACAUGUUUUCAUGUGGUGCAACAUGUAACCUUUGCCCGAGUUAACUGCGUGUGCCAACAAACUGCGUGUAGUUUUAGGGGACAACAGAGUAGGCGGCCAGACAAAGCAAAAGUAUAUUAUGGUAUUCCAAUGGCAAUGACUAAGACGACCACGAAAGAAGUUUCCGAGAAUGGCGCUGGCAAAGUAAACAGUUACAGAGACUUCCCAUCAACGAUUCAUAAACCAGCUGCUCAACAAUUAUUCAUAUGUCCAGAGGUUUCCCUGAAAUGGGGAUGUGCAAUCAUCUUUAUCCUGGCGUCAGUGUGCUAUGUAAAUUCAGUAAACGGGUCCUUUGUGUUUGACGACACAGAAGCAAUAGUAAACAACGAAGAUGCUAAAGGCAAGACUCCUCUCAACGAAAUAUUUUUCAAUGACUUUUGGGGCACAUCACUCAAUCACAAGAGUAGUCACAAAUCGUACCGACCAUUGACCAUUUUAUCCUUCAGAUUAAACUACAUUUUCAAUGGGCUGGAUCCAAGGCCCUUUCACUUGACGAAUGUGUUGCUCCAUUCCAUCUGCUGCACCCUGAGUCUGGUGAUCUUCUCAACUUUGUUGGGAGAAACUCGCCCGAGGCUGGCGUUCAUCACGGCCAUCCUUUUCUCGGUCCAUCCCGUCCACACGGAAGCCGUCAGCGGAAUAGUUGGGCGAGCGGAUCUCCUCUGCGGAAUCUUUUACUUUCUCUCCAUCUACUCGUACGCGAAACAUUUGGACGGAGGAUCGCUGACGUCGUUCGCCACUUCGAUGGCCAGCUGCGCCAUCGCCAUGUUCUGCAAAGAGCAGGGAAUCACAGUCCUGGGCGUGGUCGCUGUUUACGACGUCACGAGAUCCGUGACUGGCACUUUCAACUUUGGCAACGUCAUGAAACGAAGGGAUAUCCUCCAGCGUUUCUCUUUGAUCGCCGUAGUUGGAGUGGCUCUUCUUUACGUCAGAUUGAGCGUCAUGGGCUCUUCCGGGGCUCCGGCCUUCCAGCGGGUCGACAAUCCAGCUUCCUUCGCCGAUUCGCCGAUGACCAGAGCUCUGAGUUACAACUACGUCUACUCGAUCCACGCCUUGCUGCUCCUGUGGCCUCAUUGGCUCUGCUUCGAUUGGUCCAUGGGUUGCAUUCCGCUCAUCCAGCAGCUGAUGGAUCCCCGCAAUUUGGGCUCGUUAUUCUUCUGGAUCGUCAUGUUUUCGGCCAUUUUCAAAGCUCUCUUCAGUCCGUCUCAAAGGCAGCGAAAGUAUCUGACCCUCGGUCUGGCCCUGAUGGCCGUCCCUUUCCUACCGGCCACCAACAUCUUUUUCCGCGUCGGUUUCGUGGUGGCCGAACGAGUUCUCUUCAUGCCCGUCGCUGGAUACUGUCUCGUUCUCGUCUACGGUGCCGAGAAACUCAACACUUUCCUCUUUCCGUUUGGCUAUUCCAAGUUGUGGAUCUUGCGGGGCUGCCUCCUGGCCGUCAUCCUCACCUUUGCUUUGAAAUCCUUCCGCCGGAAUAUGGAUUGGCAAGACGAGGGUCGGCUAUUUCUGUCCGGAUUGGCCGUUUGUCCGCUCAACGCCAAAGUUCACUACAACAUUGGCAAAAAUGCGGCGGAUCGGGGAUUGAGAGACGUGGCCAUCGAUCGCUACGAAAAGGCCCUGGAACUGAAUCCGGACUACGACCAGGCCAUGAACAAUUUGGCCAAUUUGCUCAAAGAUUUGGGCCGUUUCCAGUCGGCGGAAGAUUGGCUCGUUAAAGCUAUUAGUAUUAGACCCGAUUUCGCUGCCGCAUGGAUGAACCUGGGCAUCGUCCAGGCACUUCUUCGUAAGCACAAAGAGGCCCGCGUGAGUUACCUGACGGCCUUGAGUCAUCGUCGAAAGUAUCCCGACUGCUAUUACAACCUGGGCAAUCUCUAUUUGGAGCUGGGACAGUUCCGGGAAGCGGAAGAAGCCUUCAGGAACGCAACUUUGUUGCAGCCAACCCACGUCCUGGCCUGGACCAAUCUCAUCGUUAUGUUGGACAAUACAGGUCAAUCGCAACGAUCGGAAUCUACGGCGCUGGAAGCCCUGGCCAUUCUACCCAACGAAGCCAAUUUGCAUUUCAGUCUGGCCGGAAUUUUAGGCAAGCGGAGUCAAUUCAAAGCGUCCGAGCUCCACUUCCUGUCGGCCAUUCGACUCAAUCCGCACAGUCCCAUCUACCACACCAAUCUAGGUGUGCUCUACCACCGAUGGAAAAAAUUCCAACUGGCCGAGCAGUCGUACCAGCGAGCCCUGUCACUGGACCCCCAAUGGAAAAGUGCGACGGAAAAUCUCAAAUUGCUGCACAAGGCGAAACAGAAUCAAUUUUAAAAUGAUCUCUCUUGCUUUUAUGUUUAACUCUCAAUCUCUCAUUUCCCAGUGUCUUUUUGUCUUUGGAAUUUUUGGGGCUUAAACGGUAGCUAGUCCUAAUUGGCGAGCUUAACUAACACGAAAUGGAAUACAACUGCAAUCUUUUGUUUGUUUUCA
This is a messenger RNA of Daphnia pulicaria, 2633 nucleotides long. RefSeq names its product protein O-mannosyl-transferase TMTC4-like (gene Tmtc4). Bases 267 to 2477 code for a protein of 736 amino acids. Gene Ontology annotation, biological process: endoplasmic reticulum unfolded protein response; protein O-linked glycosylation via mannose. Gene Ontology annotation, cellular component: endoplasmic reticulum. NCBI's taxonomy places the organism in Eukaryota, Metazoa, Arthropoda, Branchiopoda, Diplostraca, Daphniidae. The record is from RefSeq and is a predicted model, not a curated record. Gene Ontology annotation, molecular function: protein binding; mannosyltransferase activity. The transcript is spliced from 5 exons.